GGGUCGGGACGGGGACAGGUGCAGCACCGCCACCGCGGCCCACCGGGGCUCAGCGGCUCCACCAGCGGCCCCACGGGCAGCGCCCAACGCCGCCUCCCGCCGCCCGGCCGCGCGCCGUCAUCCCGGUGCGGCAUCACUCAGUCACYGCAAUCCCUCGCGCUGGUGAGGCCUCGGCGGGAGCAGCACCGACAGCAGCUGCCGCCGCAUUUCUCGAGGACCGGGGCGGUGCCGGUGCCAUGAAGGAGGACCAUCAGCAUCCCGUCGACCUGGGUUACGCCAUCACCAAACCGGACAUCCUGGCCGAGGUGGAGCGAGGGGACGAGGGGGUGGCGGUGGCAGCGGGGCGUUAUGGAGAGCACCAGAGCCCCCGGCCACAGGCGGCACCCACUGGCCCCUCCCAGGGUGAGCGAGACACRGGGACGGGCAGGAUCGUGGCCAGGUGGGACCAGGAGCAGGGCUCGGACAAUGCGCCGGAUCCUGCCGAGCCAGAGCCUUGGUCCCAAGGUUUUCCCGGUGAGAAGGCCACUCCCCAACACACUCCUGUUUCCACAGAGGACUGGCAGGGGAAGGAGGUGAAGAUCGAGGAUGGGGCAUCCCCACUGCCCCACUCCUCCCCAUCCCACCACACCGGCCCCGCCGACUUCCUUGCCCCACUGCGGGAACGGGGCUGCAGCUACUGCGGCGUCCUCGAGCCGGAGCCAAAUCCYGGUGCCGGUAAUGGGGGGUUCAUCACCGCACCCCCUGCGUUUGAGAGCCRCCACUGCCGGCCCGGGGAGCCGCCGCUGGAUUGUGCUGAGUGUGGCCGAGGCGUCGGGCAGAAGCCGGACCUGGUGCGGCACCGGCUGGGACGCGGCAUGGAGCUCAGCUACGCCUGCGGCCGCUGUGGGAGAAGUCUCGCUGAGCCAGCRGGGCUGGGGGCCACGGGCAGCCCCCACCGCCCCGCCCCCUGCGCUGGCCGCUCCCCGGGCACGGCGGAGGGAGUGACUGCAGCACCACGGAAGGAGCGGAAGGAGCUGUCGCUGACYGAGAAGGUUCGGGUGCUGGAGAUGCUGGAGGGCCCCAAGGUGUCUCAGAGCGAGCUGGCUAAGCGCUUCGGGGUGUCUCAGCCCCAGAUUUGUCGCAUCAUCAAGAACAAGGAGCGCAUCCUGAGCGAGUGGCACCACAACGGUGACCCYGAGCGCAAGCGCAAGCGGGAGGGCAAAGACGUGGCGCUGGAGGCCGCGCUGCUGCGCUGGGUGGAGGGUGCCCGUGCCGCCGACCUGCCCGCAGGCCGCCCACUGCUGCAGCUCAGGGCCAGGCACCUGGCUGGGGUGCUGGCCCAGCCCGACCCCGAGCCCAGCGGCGGCUGGCUGGCCCGCGUGGGCGCUCGCCACGGCCUCGCCAGCAAGAAGCCACCAGCGGAGAAGGGGGACGCGGAYCAGCCCACGGUGGAGCACUGGGCCGGCRUGGUGCUGCCCGGUCUCCUCCGCGRCUACRCGCCCGCCGAGAUCUUCGCCUGUGGGGAGACUGUGGUGCUGCUCCCAGCUGGCGCCCCCGGCAAGGGCGAGAGCACCGGGGACCGGCUGACACUGCUGCUCUGUGCCAAUGCCAGCGGCUCAGAGAAGGUGCCRCUGCGAGCAGUGGGGGACAGCCCCCGGCCACGCUGCCUGCGGGGCGUCAACCUGGAGCAGAUGCCGUGGAGCUACCGUGCCGGCAGCAUGGCCGGGCUGACUGCGCCGCUCUUCGCUGAGUGGCUGCGGGAGUUCAAUGAGGGGAUGCGGCGGCAGGGCAAGAGUGUCCUCCUGCUCCUGGCCGAGCACGAGGSGCACCCCUACCUCCAGCUGUCCAACGUCAGGAUGGCCUUCAUCCCGCCGGCUGCCGCUCUGGCCCAGCCCCUGGACCGUGGCAUCGCCAGUGACCUCAAGGGCCACUACCGGCGCCGGCUGCUGCGGUGGCUGCCAGCAGAGCGCGGCGCGGGGCAGCCCAGCCUGCUGGAUGUGCUGCACAUGCUGGCACAAGCCUGGGGCGAUGUUCACCCGGGGCUCAUCGCCAGCUGCUUCCGUGCYGCUGGCUUCACCCCUGAUGUUGGCGCUGAGGCCGUGUCACUCACCCCGGCGCCCGGCCUGCUCGGACGGGAGCGUGACGGUGACCCGGCGGAGGCGGACGGAGACGAGGGGAUGGCGGAGGGCGAGGACGCAAGYGAGCUGGCGGCUGUGCCACCCUGCCCCUCGGAGCGGGAGGUCUGGAGAAGCCUGGCCACGCUGCGGCGGUACCUGGAGUGCCAGGCCACCUCGCCAGACCUCUUCCAGGCUUUCUACGAGCUGGAGGAUGCGGUGCACAUGGUGUCAGCCGGCACAGGGCGAGCCCUGCUCGGGGACACCCCUCCCAAGCACUGACCGGGUGGCUGGCACAGCUUGGACCAGCUCGUGCCCAUGACAGGGACAGGUUCUCAUUGGGGCCGUCACUGGAGCGGCCUGGCCUCUGUUCCCUGCAGUUGUGCYGUGGGAUUUGCUGUGGGUCUGUAUGGCCCCAUGAGAUACCAUGCGUGGGGGCUGUGGGGCCACUACGCUCUGUGUGUCACCCAUGGGGUAGUGGCAAUUCUGGGGACACAAACCUGCUGCCAGAACCCUCUCCCUGGGGGCAGGGGGGGCUGCUGCAGCCAACAGGAAAUGGUGUGGAGCUGCUGCCAGUGGGGAUUUGCCCUGAGUGGUGUAGUUGUGACUGCUGUGGGGGGUUGUGGGUGGUGCUGGGGUGUCCCUGUGCUGGGGACAGCAGCUCCUUCCCAUGGGGGAACCGGGUACCACCAGCUGCUGUCACCACGUGGUACCCAGAGGAUUGUUACAGGCAUUAAAGAGUUGGA
This is a messenger RNA of Malurus melanocephalus (red-backed fairy wren), 2839 nucleotides long. RefSeq names its product tigger transposable element-derived protein 3-like. Gene Ontology annotation, molecular function: DNA binding. The record is from RefSeq and is a predicted model, not a curated record. Lineage: Eukaryota; Metazoa; Chordata; Aves; Passeriformes; Maluridae. The coding region runs from base 237 to 2375 and encodes 712 amino acids. Gene Ontology annotation, cellular component: nucleus. The transcript has 2 exons.